This is a messenger RNA of Cornus florida, 2181 nucleotides long. Its product is annotated as E3 ubiquitin-protein ligase WAV3-like. The record is from RefSeq and is a predicted model, not a curated record. NCBI's taxonomy places the organism in Eukaryota, Viridiplantae, Streptophyta, Magnoliopsida, Cornales, Cornaceae. The coding region runs from base 270 to 1892 and encodes 540 amino acids. The transcript is spliced from 4 exons.
GCUUUGAACUUUAAAUAUAACAGAGCACUGAGCUAAAGUAAAAAAAGCGAAAGGAGAGAGCACAAAUUGCUGAAACUCUGAAGCAUUUGUCUCCCAACCUUGGUGGGUUUUCUUUACAAAAUUCAAGCUGUUCAUAAAAUGAUUGGAACCUGAAGAAGAAGAAGAAUGUGAUAAGAGUGAUAUACAUUAAACUCUAGAGAGAGAGAGAGAGAGAGAGAGAGAGAGAGAGAGAGAGGAGAGAGAGAGAGCGAGUAAUAAUAUAGGUGAGAAUGUUGGGGGGUGAAGGAGGAGGAGGAGGAGCUUCAUCGAAACUGAAACGAGCCGCAAGGAAGAUUCUACAAACAGCUUGUGGUUCCUUCUCUCGCAGACAACUCCUUGUCGAUCCUAAUCCUACUGUAUUCUUGGGUUCACCCAAUAAUCCUCCUUCAAAGCCGAGGUACAGUGCUGAUAAAAUCUCGGAAAUUGCUCUGAAAGCUGCUCUCGGCACCACCACCGACACUGCUACUUCUACUAAGAAUUUGUGCACAAUAUGUCUUGAUCCUCUAAGUUAUGGCACAGGCUCUAGCCCGGGCCAGGCCAUAUUCACAGCGCAGUGCUCUCAUGCAUUCCAUUUUGCUUGCAUAUCCUCCAAUGUCCGCCAUGGCAGUGUCACCUGCCCCAUUUGCCGUGCGCAUUGGACCCAGCUGCCUCGUAACCUAAACCCACCUUGUUCUCUCUCUUUCAACAGAACUGACCCCAUUCUCCAAAUUCUCGACGACUCAAUUGCCACUUUCCGUGUCCACAGGCGCUCCUUUCUACGCUCUGCCCGCUAUGAUGAUGAUGACCCCAUUGAGCCUGACCACAUAACAAAUCAUCCUCGUCUCCAUCUUUCUCUCAUACCUGUCUCACUGACUCAUCCCACCUUUCAUCCAUGCUCACAUCAACCUUUACGAGUGACUGGAACCAAUUCAUGUCAUCCCCAUGGAUUUGAAUCACUACAUCACUUGAGCAGCUCCUCAUCUUUAUUAGCAGCAGCAACACAGCAUAUUGAAUCCACUGGGCAAAUGCCUUACCCAUCAUGCACCUCCAGUAAUAGAGCUUAUCUCUCUGUAACAUUAGCAGAUCAGCUAGCAACUGACUUGGUCUUAGUUGCAAGCCCCAAUGGACCUCACCUGAGACUUAUAAAGCAAUCCAUGGCAUUAGUUGUUUUCUCCCUUCGACCCAUUGAUCGGUUGUCUAUUGUCACCUACUCAUCUACUGCAGCACGGGUCUUCCCCCUUAGACGCAUGACAUCCUAUGGGAAGCGGACAGCACUGCAAGUCAUUGAUCGCCUUUUUUAUAUGGGACAAGCAGAUCCAAAUGAAGGACUCAAGAAAGGAAUAAAAGUACUUGGAGAUCGUGCCCACAAAAAUCCACAGUCCUGUAUUCUGCAUUUGUCUGACAGUCCAACAAGAUCUUACCAAUGCAUCAACAUGGAAGUGCCCAUACCAGUCCAUCGCUUCCAUGUAGGAUAUGGCUUUGGCACUUCUAAUGGGUUUGUGAUGCAUGAAUUCGAAGAGUUCCUUGCCAGAGUAUUAGGAGGUGUGGUUAAAGGGAUCCAAUUGAAGAUUAGGGAGGAUUCUAGGAUUGUGAGGCUAGGAGAACUAAGAAGUGGUGAGGAGAGAAGAAUUCCAUUAAAUCUGGGCGACUCUGGACAUGUUCGUGUGGAAUAUAGCUAUGUCGAGGGUGGGGUUGAUGAAUGCAUUAGGACGGGGGAAAUUCUGGUGGGCGCGGAGGAUAAAAGUGGAAGUACUGACUGUACAGAAGCUGUUAUGAACACAGGUGGGAGGACUAGCAGUGUUGAAAGCUGGGAUUACCAUGAUCCUUACAUGGCUAGAAGAUGGGCCAAGCAUUUGCAUGGCUAUAGGCUGUGAAGUAUCUUGCUGAAGAUUGUAAUAUAAGUUCAUACACAUCAACCAAUCCCCCCGCAUUGGAGUUGUUCUGGACUGCAGCAGGUUUUACAUCAAUUUAGCCAUCAUCUCUGCUCAAGAGGGCAGGUAAAAUUUGUUUAUGUAGCCUUUUACUUUACCAGCAAUUGUCAUUUAUAGUCCAAGAUUUGAAUUUAUGAGUGUAAUACAUCAUGCUGUCAUGCUUAUUGCCGUGACACUAUAUUUUUUCAGUAAAUUCUUUACUCCAUGCUCACAGGGAGUUCAGACUACAGAA